This is a messenger RNA of Cynoglossus semilaevis (tongue sole), 832 nucleotides long. Its product is annotated as ubiquitin-conjugating enzyme E2 variant 2-like. The record is from RefSeq and is a predicted model, not a curated record. NCBI's taxonomy places the organism in Eukaryota, Metazoa, Chordata, Actinopteri, Pleuronectiformes, Cynoglossidae. The coding region runs from base 247 to 564 and encodes 105 amino acids. The transcript is spliced from 2 exons.
CUGAGAAGGUGUGGUCGACAACAAUCUCCUGAGAAGCUGUGGUCAACAAGAACCUACUAAGAAGGAGUGGUCAACAAGGACCUACAGAGGUGUGGUCGAAAAGAACCUACUGAAUUGUGGUCAACCAGAAUCUACUGAGAAGGAAUCAAAGUUCCUCGCAAUUUCCGUUUGUUGGAUGAGCUUGAAGAGGGUCAAAAGGGUGUUGGUGACGGCACAGUCAGCUGGGGGCUAGAGGACGAUGAUGACAUGACUCUGACCAGUUGGAGAGGAAUGAUCAUUGGACCGCCAGGAACCAAUUACGAGAACAGGAUAUAUAGUCUUAAACUAGAAUGUGGACCUAGAUACCCAGAAGUGGCUCCAACAGUACGGUUUCUCACAAAAAUUUGCAUGAAUGGCAUCAAUAAUACCAACGGGACGAUCGACCUGCGUAACAUACAGAUUUUAGCCAAAUGGCAAAGUUCCUAUACCAUAAAAGUUGUCCUUCAGGAGUUAAGACGUCUAAUGAUGUCCAAAGAUAACAUGAAGCUUCCACAGCCACCUGAAGGACAUACCUAUGGUAAUUAGCCCUAAUGGAUUAUCAAUUCAUCAAAUCCACCAGGAAAAAAUCCAACAUAAAGAAUGAGAAUUAAAAUCUUGGAUGGGUUGGCUUGUCAAUAAUGUGGACAUGAUGUCAAAAAUACCAAUAUUUGCUCCAUGCCUUCUGCAAAAAGACAGACAUACAGGGAGUGCAGAAUUAUUAGGCAAAUGAGUAUUUUGACCACAUCAUCCUCUUUAUGCACGUUGUCUUACUCCAAGCUGUAUAGGCUCGAAAGCCCACUACCAAUUAAGCAUA